This is a messenger RNA of Drosophila nasuta, 3878 nucleotides long. RefSeq lists its product as uncharacterized. The transcript is spliced from 4 exons. Lineage: Eukaryota; Metazoa; Arthropoda; Insecta; Diptera; Drosophilidae. The record is from RefSeq and is a predicted model, not a curated record. The coding region runs from base 128 to 1027 and encodes 299 amino acids.
AAGAGAAGAGUGCUCCGCCUGUGCAUUUGCGGAUUCUACAGGCGUUUUCACCACAACGCACCUGUCCCUUGAAGACCAGGACAUUGACUUUCCGCUUAUUCAUCUGCUCAGAAUACUGGCCACAUUCAUGGUCUAUGUGAAUCUGAAGUUUAUCAUGGCAGGCCACCUGCCCCUAACUAAUCGGGAUGCAUUCGUUGGCACCGUAAAUCGCUACUGGAGCUUGCCAUAUCGUCUGCCGCUGCUUCCCAGCGAUCUGCUGCUGCUGCUCAGCGGAUUCCUCAACGCCAACCAGCUGUCCCAUCAAAUGGAGGCCACCUGCCGCUUGAGUUUUGUGCGCAAUGUGGCCACCAAGGCGUGUCGCUAUGUGCCCACCAUUCUCGCGGUUCUGGGCUUCCAAACUUGGAUACUGCCUCAUUUGGGCACCGGUCCGCUGUGGCAGUUGCUGGUGGCUGAGAAUGCUCGUCUCUGUGAGGAGAACAUGUGGCGCAGUGCGUUGAGUAUGCAGAAUACCGCCGACAUGGAGGACAUGUGCUCGCCAUUCACCGUGCAACUCAGCUUGGAUCUGCAACUGUAUUUCUUGGGCGCCCUUAUUGUUUGGUUGUAUUUCACCGAUCCCGAGGCUGGUUUCUUUCUAUGCGGCGCCUUUCAUGCGAUGUCCGUUGCAGCACGCUAUUCUCGCACCCAACGCGAGCACCUGGCACCAUCUCUAUUCCACGGCUUACACGUAAACAAAUUCUAUCGAACUGCGAACCUAAUUUACACAUCGCCCAUAACACGAGCCACCAGCUAUCUCUUGGGCAUUGGAGCGGCUCUCCUGUUCCGCAGCGAGUCCGGGGUCUUUCGGAUACCCACACGCUUCAAGCGUGCCGGCUGGGCACUCGCUGUGCUAGCACUCGCCUGGUGCUUGUGGUCACCGGCCGCCGGUUUGACGAGCAAAUACGUGUACAAGUCAACGGAUGCGGCUGCAUACUUAGCCUGGAGUCCCUUGAUACUUGGUCUGGAUGAUUUUGAUUGCUCCAUUGGAUAAGAGCAUUGUGCAACGAUUUCCGCAUAUUGCUCGACCAGUGGUGCUUCUGUCACGCCUAGAGAUCCCACUGCAAUUGGCCAGCUAUGUGGUGGUACUCUGGACUACGGCGAGUGUCAAGGAGCCGCAUCAAUUUCUAAUGUCUGAUUUGAUCAAUCUGCAGGAGAUAGCGUGCAUUGUGUUGUUCGCACUGAUUGUCGCCUUUCUCAUUGAUUACCCGGCUCAAGAGAUUGGACUCUUGAUACUAGAUUUCAACUUUAGUGGCCCGCUUUUGACGCAGUCAAAGGAUAAGGAUGGAGCAGCUGAUGACGCAUCCAUGGAGGAGAGCACUGAACUUAAAUCGGACUCGCCAGAGCCAACCGAUUCGAUUUGGCCAUCGGAAUCGGAUCCUGAAGAUGAGAAAUCCUCUGAAUAAUGUAAUGUUUCAAUUACAAUUAUCUAUUUACAUAUAUAAUUUCCAUAUUAAAGUUCAUAGCGAAUUGAUAGUUGAACAAUGUAAUAAAAGACAAAAUUCGACUUGUAAAUUCCCGGUAUAAUUUAUCUUAUAAUUAGUUCAGAAUCAGGAUCAAUAAGUUUCGAAUAUUUGGAAAAGUAUUUGGAGCAUAUGAAUUAUCAUCAAAUAAUCAGUUCUAUCAUCCCUAAUUGACAUCAUAGUUUUUAAGUAUUUUACUUUGAAAAAAAAUUUAUCUUCAAAUAUUUCAAAUUUAAACAAAAUACCUUUUAUCUCCUAAUCAAAACACGUUUUCCCCCAUAAAAAGCCAACGGUUUUAAAAACGAAGAAAGCUUCACUAAAAUCGUUAACAUGUUUGCAAAUUAAAUUCAGAUUAUUGCGGUGAUCAUUCAAGAUUAAGUACCUUUCAUAUUUAUUGUAUAAAUUGCCAAACUGAAGCAAAUACUUUAUAGAAAUGCUGUACAUGCUGAUCCCGCCGCAUGAGGCAGCAAAGAACUACAUUAAUCCUAAACCUAUUAGUCUUUGGCACAAGAGCCUAUCGGUGGCGAUUAUGUAUAUUUGUAGGUGUGGGUGUGUUAUCUCCAAGCUGAGAGAGAGUGUGUGUGUGAGUGUGUUAUGACGCUUGAUCUUUCACUUUUCGCUGACGCAGCGAUUGGACAUCUGAUGUUUUCUCCUGAUGUGCCCUAUUGGUGGACUUGUCCAGCAACAAGAGAUCAUCGGUGCUGCUGCUUUCGCCAACAUCGGAAAUGUCGAAUUUAUCCAUCGAUGAGUCGUGAUAACUGGACUCAUCCUCAUCGCGCAAACUGCUCGUGCUGUCGACAAUCACCCGGCUGGCUUGGCUCUGCAGCUGAUUGGUGAAGCGGGCGUAUCGGAUCUGCAUGUUACGGAGCCAGGUGGCAUCGGACCAGUGGUACCAGCUGAGCAGAAAAACGACCAAUAUAAAGAAUAGAUUGGUGCUAAUGGCUGAAAAGGGAGUACACACAACAGAAAUACCAAUUUAGUUUAAUUAACGACUUUAACAAUUAGUCAGUUCUCUAAUAGAGUAAACCAAUUUAAAUCAACUAGGCAAUCAUUAUCCAGACCAAAACGAUCACACAACAAGAAGAUCACAAAAACAACACUUACCCACAAUGGCCGAGAGCACCGGCCAAUUGAACAUGAUGUAGCGCAGUCCAGAGAAAUCCGCCUCGAUGUGCAACGUCACCGUGUAGAACUGUAUCUUUUGUGAUUGUAUCUCGACAUAGACGUCUGUAAUGGGAUGCUGGCGUUCCUCCAAAUACUGUGAGAAUAUCUCGACGGGCACCUUCUGGAACUCCUCCUUCCAACCAAGCACAUAGAGCGGACUCAGCGCCCACGUGGAAAACAGGCGUACCAAUGGCGAACGGUAUCGCAUCAUUGCAGAGCGACACGAAUGUCCGCGCAACAUUGAAUCAUAGUCACGCAUCUCAGCGCACACCAUAAACAUGCCCAGCUCCAAAUUUUGCGGUGACUCCGGCAUAUCGAUGUUGACAAUCACCUUGUACGCCUGGCCCACCAUCAGAAGUUGUUGCUUCUUCGUCAGCGAGACAUGAGCGUGUGGAAAGGUACACGGUGUACUUGUCUCAAGGCAUGUUCUGUAAUUCGCAUGAAUGAAAUGACAAUGAUCAGAGGUCAGAGGUCAGCGAUCAACUAGCUACUCACUUGAACUGCAUGUGAACGGGUCGCGUAUGCGAUAUUGGUGGCAUGUAGACAUAAUAGAAGGCGGCAUAUAUGAAUACGGCCAGCCAAAUAAUUAGCACCACAGCAAAUGCGAUCAGUCCCAGGCGCAACACCAGCUCCCUUAAGGUGUCCACCUUUUCAUCGGCUUUGCUGCGAAGGCGAUCGUACACAUUGAGCGUAAGAUUGACUGCGGGUCGCACAAAGAAGCGACGACCCAGGCCCAGCGGAUCGCAGCAGAAUAUUAUGAAACGCAGCAGGAAGUUCAUCUUGUUUAUGUCGCUAUAGCUGUUGUUGCGUCGUCUAUCGUCGCGACGUCGAUCGACGAUCGUAUGAAUCGAGUAUCAACUCACCAACUACAGUUUGGGGGCGACUAUUAAAUACAUUUAUUGUUAUAAUUGACUGCUUAUCGGCGAUAUAGCGCUGUGGGUAAUUGCCAGAUUUGCAUGGUAUGAAGUUCAAACUUUGAACGGCCGAAGCCGAACCAUUAUCAGCUGUGUUAACAGGUCUAAUCAUUCGCUAGCUGCGCUGAAUCACUCACUUGCACGUCUUUCAAAUGCCAAGCAUCGAUGUUGCUCCACUUCUUAUCAACAACUUGCCAAAAAAACCUGGAAAACAAUCGACGGCACUAUCGAUACAAUCGAUGUUUCUUAAAUUUGUUAAACAUCGAUGGUUCUUAAAUAAGAAUCAUGAUCUCUGAUCAAACAA